AUGGCUGUCAAUGCAGAGCAAGAUCACUCUCCUCGACAGUACCAACACCUAGAAGAGGACCACAUCCUCUCCAAUCAUGUCAAGAAUGAUGUGGGAAAAGACACUUCUACUGAAACAGCGGAGGAUGUCUUUCCCACUGAUCAUCAGAGCAAACAAAGGGUCGCAGUUGUGAUGACAUCCCUGAGUUUAUGUGUUUUCCUAGCAGCGCUAGACAUUACCAUUGUCUCAACGGCCCUUCCAGAGAUGGUCGCCCAUUUCAAAGCUUCCGACAGCGCCUACACCUGGAUCGCCUCGUCGUAUCUGCUAGCCAAUGCCUCUUGUGUGCCGCUGUGGGGUCGUAUCAGCGAUAUCUGGGGCCGCAAACCGAUCCUUAUGACAGUUGUCGCACUGUUCCUGGGCGGCAGUCUGAUCUGUGGCGUCGCAAUCAAUGUCAAUAUGGUCAUCGCGGGCCGCGCUAUCCAAGGCGUUGGCAGCGGCGGCAUCACCGUGCUAGCUAAUAUCUGUGUGUCGGAUAUGUUCAACGUGCGUCGCCGAUCGGCGUAUCUAGGGAUUUUCGGCGCAACCUGGGCGAUUGCUGGUGCCAUCGGACCCAUCAUCGGUGGCGCCUUCACAACCUACUCGACCUGGCGAUGGUGCUUUUAUAUCAACCUACCUAUCGGCGGCCUCGCCUUCUUUGGCCUUCUCUUCUUCCUCAAACUACACACUGCGUCUCUCACCCCUCUCAAAGCCGGCCUCCUCUCCCUCGACUGGAUCGGCCUCGGCCUUAUCGUCGGCGCGACACUCAUGCUCCUCUUCGGCCUCGAACUAGGCGGCUCACUCUAUCCAUGGUCUUCCCCAACGAUCAUCUGUCUCCUUAUCUUCGGGGUCCUCACUGCGGGCCUCUUCCUCAUAUACGAAGCCCGAGUCGCGCAGAUCCCUAUUAUCCCCACAACGCUCUUCUCCAACCGCUACAACCUCACCAUCCUACUGAUCAACUUCUGCCACUCCACCGUCUUCCUGGGCUCCUGCUUCUACCUUCCCGUCUAUUUCCAGAACAUCCUCCUCGCCAGCUCUCUACUAAGCGGCGUCUACCUCCUCCCACUAGUAGGAGCCCUCGCCAUCUCAUCCGGCCUGGCCGGCUUCGUCAUGCGCACCACCGGCCGCUCCCGCGAAGCCAUCAUCCUAGGCAUGUUCCUCGCCACCCUGGGCUAUGGCCUAUUCAUCGACCUUCCCGCCACUAAGUCCUGGCCGCGCAUUAUUCUCUUUCAGAUUGUCGCUGGUCUCGGCAUAGGUCCUAACUUCCAGGCUACAUUGAUCGCCCUACAGGCCAACACCACGCCUGCCGAGCUGAGUCGCGGCACUGGAACAUUUUCGUUCGUGCGCCAGCUGGCUGCCGCGAUAUCUGUCGUUGUGGGGUCAGUAUUAUAUGCGCGCGCUGUAAGCGGGCAACGCGGAGAGAUGGCCGCGGUGCUGGGGGAGACGGUUGCCCAGGAGAUCGUGGAAGCGUCGACGGCUGCUGCUGCGAUUGUGGAGACGUUGCCUGUUGGCGAGGAUCGGACGGUAGUGUUUCAUGCGUUGACGGCUGCGUUGCGAUGGGUGUGGGUGUUUUAUACUGCUGUUGCGGGGGUGGGGUUUAUUCUUAGUCUGACUUUGCGCGAUAUUCGGUUGGGCGAUGCGCAUCAAAGGGCUACUGGUCAGGAUAUUGAAGAACGAGAGAUGGAGAGAGGAUAUACAUAG
Messenger RNA from Aspergillus tubingensis, 1716 nucleotides. Its product is annotated as MDR family MFS transporter. Bases 1 to 1716 code for a protein of 571 amino acids. Gene Ontology annotation, molecular function: transmembrane transporter activity. Gene Ontology annotation, biological process: transmembrane transport. The record is from RefSeq and is a predicted model, not a curated record. The transcript has 4 exons. Lineage: Eukaryota; Fungi; Ascomycota; Eurotiomycetes; Eurotiales; Aspergillaceae.